Messenger RNA from Eruca vesicaria subsp. sativa (arugula), 1211 nucleotides. NCBI's taxonomy places the organism in Eukaryota, Viridiplantae, Streptophyta, Magnoliopsida, Brassicales, Brassicaceae. The record is from the annotation of a GenBank genome assembly.
GAGAAGGAAGAACAUCACUAUUUGACCUCUCGAUCUUCAGAAAGUAGGUAAAUUUUACAAGAGACGAGAGACAGAGGUUGGUGGAGGAAGAAGCAAUGUCGGCUAGGUAUUGGUGUUAUAUGUGUUCACAAGCUAUGAAUCCAAUCAUUGACGCCGAGCUCAAAUGUCCCUAUUGCCAAAACGGAUUCGUUGAGGAAAUGAGCGGUGAGGUUCAAGACCAAGAGAUCGAUUUUGGUACAGACCAAGCAUUGUCUCAAUGGGGACCAAUCUUGGUUGGAAUGAUGAGCAAUCCCAGGAGACGUAGAAGGUUUAGGAGGACAGAGUUUGAUGUUGAUAAUGAUGAUGGCAAUGACAUCAACAAUGUCGAUAAUCAUCGUCGUCGUCUUCGCCACAGGGAAGAUGAUGGAGAGAUUGAGUUAGACAGGGAGGUUGAUUCUAUCAUCAGGAGGAGACGAAGAUGCUCAGCUGCGAUUUUGCAGUUGCUUCAAGGCAUUCGUGAAGGGACUAACUCAGAUCACGAGAGCUCUGUAAUUAGAGAUUACUUAGCUGGACCGGAGUUAAACCACUUGCUUCGAAGUCUAACUGAUAACGAUCAAGGGACACUUCCAGCAAGAAAGGAAGCAGUGGAGAAUCUCCCAACGGUUAAAGUAUGUGAGACAUUGCAAUGCUCGGUUUGUUUGGAUGAGUUUGAGAAAGGGAGUGAAGCUAAAGAGAUGCCGUGUAAGCAUAAGUUUCAUAUUAGGUGUAUAGUACCGUGGCUUGAGCUUCACGGCUCUUGUCCCGUGUGUAGGUAUGAGCUACCUCCUGAUGGUGAUGGGUUAAAGGUUGAUCUGGUUGGAACGAGAAGGAGAAGUUUUGGGAUUAACUUAAGUAAUGAGAAUGUGGAAGAGGAUGUAAGGAAUGGGAGCGAGAGGAGGUUCUCACUACCAUGGUCGUUGAGUGGAUUGUUUUCUUCCUCCUCUUCGUCAUCAGGAUCAACUUCAGGGUCGUCUCAGCUCAAUGAGAACUCAAGUUCAAGAUAAAAGAAGAAACAAAACAGUUUCUGCCCUCUUUCUAUAUCCGUCAGGUUGAAGUACAUUAGAUCACUUUUUGAGGAAUGGAGUAGUUUCUUUGUUUGUUUUGUAUCUUCUUCCUAGGAACAAAUGUUACUCUCAAGUGAAUUCUUUGAAUCUAUCUAUUUGCAAACUUUGCACAGUUAAAUUGAUUAUCGA